Messenger RNA from Dermochelys coriacea (leatherback sea turtle), 4612 nucleotides. RefSeq names its product interleukin-17D-like. NCBI's taxonomy places the organism in Eukaryota, Metazoa, Chordata, Testudines, Dermochelyidae. The coding region runs from base 191 to 673 and encodes 160 amino acids. Gene Ontology annotation, cellular component: extracellular region. The record is from RefSeq and is a predicted model, not a curated record. Gene Ontology annotation, biological process: inflammatory response. The transcript has 3 exons. Gene Ontology annotation, molecular function: cytokine activity.
GGGCAGGGUUCCUGAGGGGAAGGACACGGAGAGAUUUUCUUCCCAGUCUCCCAUUCCAGGCCGGUCCGGCAGCGUCACCUUCAAACAGGCUUGGUGCUCCGGGUCUAUUGUUUACCAGCCUCUUUUCUCUCAGAGGGAUAGAAGAAACCUUCCCCACUCCCGUGUGAAAUCAACUAAGGUGGAAACAAACAUGCAUCUAAAGGUGGAAGUGGCUGCCCAAAUUCUGCUGGGCUUCGCCUUUUGUCAGACGUUCGGUGCCCACAUUCCCUGCCGGGAGCCCUCCGAUGCAGAGCUGGAAUCCAUGCUCAGCCGCCUUCUUGCUCCUGGAGUUAGCUUAUUGGCUCCAAUGGAGGAUGUUUUACCUGACCAGGACCAGAAGUCGUGCCCUGUGAAUGUCAGCCAGACCUCAUCCCGCCUUCAAGACAGGAGCGCCUCCCCGUGGUCAUACAGGGUCAACGAAGACCCCCACCGGUACCCCCGGAGGGUGCUGGAAGCCUACUGCCUGUGUGAGGGCUGCCUGGUAGACAGGCAGGAGGACAGGUCUGUGCAGAGUGAGCCCUUUUACCAGGAGGUGCCCGUUCUGCAGAAAUCCAGCCAGUGUGAGGCAGGCCAGUACGUUUACCAGCCCAGCCGCCUGCAAGUCGCUCAGUUUUGCAUUUGCACGUUCCCUUGAGACAGGCAAAAUGCUUUCACCUGUGGCCACCACCCUGCAGCCUGCGUCAGUGCCCCUGCCAACACAACACUGCCACUGUCAUUCGGCGGGGGAGCGGAAGGAAUGCUGGAGCCUUGUGAACCAGGGCUGGCUAGGGUACUAUCCCUGGAGAAAGACAACAGUGAUCUCACGGAGACCCACGUAACGGCCAGCACACUCACCAUGCCCUCUGCUACUGUCAUUCACCAGUGACACACUCUACAGAGGACUUUCCAAUGGCCAGUCCCAUUGCUAACCUGGUUUCCUCCUUGGGGAGAUCUAGGCCACAGCCAGGUGGGACUGGCUGUUUUUCAGCUUUGCCGAGUGCUGCUAAGGCAGAGGGGACCUGCAGCCCAUGGAGUUCCCAGGGCAGCUUGCAGCUAACCCCAUUUAUAAUGCAGGCUGAGAGAGGUCCAGCCCACAAGGUGACAGGUCCACGUCAGGAUGCUCCAUCUUGAUCCAGGGAGCGGAUGCUCGAUCAAGAAGGGGCUUCACAUGCUGUGACCUGUCGUCUCUGUGAGCUGCACCUCCACGUUAAACAGAGGAGAACUGCAAUCUGCUUUCCUGGAAGGGUGCAGCCCUCGAGCUCUGGGCAGGCUGCCCAUGUGGUCCUUGGCCAGGCAAUGGUUGAGUGCCCCGUUCAUGGUCAUACACAGCUUCAGAGAAUACAAAGAGCAACCUGCCCCUCAUUCGCUUCUCAAGGGUCCUGCAGAGAGGGGAGUUGCUUUGCUGGGAUGGACGCGACCAGUGGAUUCCACUCAGGAUGAUACUACGGGAUGUGCUUGGUCUGCGGCACUGCUGUCGUCAGAAAUGUGUUUGCAGCCUGAGGAGCCAGAGCAGAAGUGGAGCCAAUGGGCUAACGCGCGUUAGAAGGUUAGCAACUGCCCAGCCCUUGGGAAUGCUCAAUUCAUAGUCAGGUGCAAUCAGACUAUGCAGUCCUGCUGCUCUGUCUUUGGAGGCCUCCAGAAGGCAGGAGGGGGAGGCGGCUUCCUCCUACAGCGGGGGUCCAUUGAACUGGGCUGCGAGGCAACAUUGCACAGGGAGACCGUGUGGCUAAUCCUCUCCACUAAUAAAUGUUACUCACCUUGCCACAGUACCUAGCUGUUGGUGGACACAACAGCUUCCGACUGAGUUUGUACCAGGCUGGCUGUACCCAUGCUGUGUGUCUGCACCCACCUGCUCAGUGUUUAGCUAAUGCUUCCGCAGCUCACCCUUGCCCAAGGCUGAGGCUGGCAGCAGGCUGGAGUCUGUGUACAGGCUACACCACUCUUCCUUUGCCGUGUGCCCAGGACCUGGCAUGGCUAGUGCCACUCACUCCCUGCUUCCUGUCCUGCAGGACAUCCCAGAAUGCACUGCCCCACAUGCUGCUGGCACCGCUCUCUGUGCUUGUCUCCUGCUGCGGCACUAUGGGGUAGCUGCCCAGACUCUUGCCAGAAUCCGUUUGCACCAGGGUAUCGUGGGAUCGGGCUGGGUGGGAACUCAGAAAAACAGCUUGGGACUGAAGUGGCUGCGUGUGCACAACUCAGCCAUGUUUGUUGUGCCCAAGACGGACAAGAACUGGUUAAAAACCACAGUGGUAUUUAUGGGACGGACGGGACCUUAACUGCUGGUAACAGGCAGGUUCUCCCAGCAGAGACUCAGUUGGUAAUGUGUUGGGAGAGGGGAGCCAUUUAGGAGCAAUGUGGAGCCCUUCCUGGUUCCCCAGCCAAGCCCUCGUGGAGGUUCAUAAACCACCUGGCCAAAGUUUCCUCAUUUUUCAUGUUCCCAGUGUCCCGGCACUUCUAGGCUCCCGCCCGGGCAGGAGCAGCAGAAGAGGGGAAUUACCAGGAGAAUCCCAGCCUGGUCCUAUUGCAGACCCAAGAAAAUGUGUGGGCUCUAAUUGCACCAGCAGCUACAAAGCUCGAGACACUGAAUCCCCUAGUAUGAAGCCUGACCUGCUUUUCAUGAGCUUGCUUUCAACUCAUCAGUCCUUAUUGCCUCACCUCAGAUGCAAUUUAAUGCCAUUGUCCUUUUCACCAGGAGGCUGUGGAUGGGGAUAACCUGGAGAUGGGAGACCCUCCAUCACCGGAAUGUGAUUCCUCUAGGUUUGGAUGGAAAGAGCCAUUCGGGGGAGGUAGUAGUAUUGUACCAAACUACUGCAGCGCUUUCAUGUGCCAUGGGAAGGCAUUUUGUGCAUGCUGUUAAAGGCUGAUCAGCACUGUUGCGGAAGCUCACCGGCCCCUAAAGGCUGCCCUCUACAGAGAGAAGGCUGCUGUCAUGCGAUACACUCACCGCCUCCUUCUGGUUGCUCGGGGGAUUAGCACUUUCCAGGUCCGAUGCCCGCUUCUGCCACUGGUUGCAUUCCCUGCUGCCUCCCUCUCACUCUCUGAGACUCUGGGUGCUCUCCCUUCGUGGCUUGGCCCUCCAGCCAAGUCACUAGGUGUUUUCCCCCUUCCAGGGUACCGGUCUUUCCGUACAACCUGUCUUCAGCAAUCUUCCCAUUUACUGCCCAGAUGGUGCCACGUCUCCGGGGACGAGAAGGGGAAUCCAGGCCCUCCCUCUACUCCAGGUUCCAGUUCUGGGACCCUCUACUCUGCAGCCAAGGUCUGCACCAUCUUCCUGAGGCUUUUCCUACACCCUCUGCCCUAGGAUUCCUUCCCUCUCGGAUAUCCAGAGAGCAGCAAUAGGUGCUUCACUGCAGCCCCCUUCUGCUACCAGCUUCCUGGCUUUAUCCUGCCCCAUCUGUUCUUUCUCAGCUGGGCACUGUCAUCAUUCAGGGGAUUAAGUGGGCCACCCAGUUCCCCUCAGCUGGGGCCUUGCUGGUGAAUUGGCCCCUUCUCAGCUUCAUUAACCCCUUCCAGGCUGGUGUCGGGUGCACACCCCACUCGCUUCCCCAGGGACGAUAAAGCAGCAGGUAGCUGGCAUGGUAGCAGAACAGUCCCUUGACAAAUGCACAGCUUGGUUCACAGAUACGGCCACCUCUUUGUACCAAGAGCUUCGUCUCCAAAUUGAAAAGACAGUGAGAUUCCCCCACCCUUUAUAACAUGAAGUAUGCCGGUCUCUGAGGACCCCAGAAGACCUUUCCUAAGGGGGCGUGCACAUUGGUUCAAGCCCAGCAGAGCAUUCUGCUUUCUGUCCUGUGUAGCUUGGAUGAGGGGAACCAGUUUGGCAGCUUCCGCACACCUUCCUUCCACCUGUUUCACUGCUGCUCCUCACACCCUGCCGUGGUGCCAGCAGCUACGUAGCCAUCGGUUAGUGGGAGACUCCCACCUCAGCUCCAUUUUGUUGUGCCAACUGGCCACCAUGGGUUUGAAUAUGAGCCCCUAAGCCUCAGGGUGUUUUGUACUGAUGCCCAGAAGAAACCCUUCCACCAGCUUCAUCAGGAUGGGAAUCACAGGCUGUGGUGCUGACCACACCCUAGGUGCAGCCCAGUUCCCUCUGGCAACGUGAGUUCCCUGUGCCCGCUGUGUAUUGGGGCACAGAAGUUAGGGAAGUGCAAAUGCACAGGGCUAACACUGAAGAAUCCAGCCCCACAUGCCGUUCCCCAGGCCAGAGCCAGCAUUAGAACCCAGAACUUCCUGCUGGCUGUCCCAGGGCACUAGGCCACAUCUGCCUCCAAGGGGCGACCUCUCCCAGUGUUAUACGACACAACACAGGAUUGCAAAGGCAUGCAGUGCCGUGACUCACUGGGGUUCUUCUGUGAGUCAACGCAGCUGAGAGGCCAGCGUCCUGAGUUACUGUACAUCACAACGGAGCAGGUGUGUGGGUGAGUGAAUCCAGACAAUUCAGCUCACUCCACAGGUGCUGUUAGGUCACAGUCAUUCCUCCCCUUGGGGUCAGGUGCAGGCCAGUUCCCUAUGGAUAUUCUCCAGUGCUUUCUCCCUUUGGAGAGCAUUCCACAGUCUGACGGAUCUCACCACAGCUAAUAAAGCCAUUCAGCCC